Balearica regulorum gibbericeps (East African grey crowned-crane) is the source of this 1548-nucleotide messenger RNA. Lineage: Eukaryota; Metazoa; Chordata; Aves; Gruiformes; Gruidae. The record is from RefSeq and is a predicted model, not a curated record.
AUGACGGUAAAAGCUCAUAAUGGAUUGGAUGCCCUAAUGCAACUGGACAACAACCAGAUCAGCUGCAUCGAAGAUGGAGCCUUCCGAGCCCUGCGCGACCUGGAGAUCCUUACUCUCAACAAUAACAACAUCACCCGCAUUCCUGUUACCAGUUUCAAUCACAUGCCAAAGAUCAGGACUCUGCGGCUUCACUCCAACUUCCUGCACUGCGACUGCCACCUGGCUUGGCUGUCUGACUGGCUGCGACAGAGGCGCACCAUCGGGCAGUUCACCUUCUGCUUGGCGCCUGUAAAUCUGCGGGGUUUUCUUGUGGCAGAGGUUCAGAAGAAGGACUUUGUCUGCUCUGGUUCCCAGUCUGAACCUCCAUCAUGCAGUGCCAGUUCCAUCACUUGCCCAUCUGCCUGCACCUGCAGCAACAAUGUAGUGGAUUGUCGAGGAAGGAGCUUGACAGAAAUUCCAGCUAACCUACCAGAGGACAUUUGGGAAAUACGUUUGGAACAAAACCUCAUCAAAAUCAUCCCCCCUGGAGCUUUUACCCAGUACAAGAAGCUUAAGAGAAUAGACAUCAGCAAGAAUCAAAUAUCUGACAUUGCGCCUGAUGCAUUCAAAGGCUUGAAAUCUCUCAUUUCAUUAGUGCUCUAUGGAAACAAGAUCACAGAGAUUCCCCAGGGCCUUUUUGAUGAUCUUGUGUCUCUGCAGCUGCUGCUUCUCAAUGCCAAUAAGAUCAACUGCCUGAGGGUAAACACGUUCCAAGGUCUGCAUAAUCUCAAACUGCUAUCUCUUUAUGACAACAAACUGCAGACUAUCAGCAAGGGGCUCUUUGCACCUCUCCGAUCGAUCCAGACUCUACAUUUAGCUCAGAAUCCAUUUGUGUGCGACUGCCAUUUGAAGUGGCUGGCUGAUUACCUGCAGGAUAAUCCGAUAGAAACCAGCGGCGCUCGAUGCAGCAAUCCGCGUCGCCUUGCCAACAAACGAAUCAGCCAGAUCAAGAGCAAGAAGUUCCGCUGCUCAGGGUCAGAGGAUUACAGAAGUAAAUUCACCGGGAAGUGUUUCAUGGACCUUGUCUGUCCUGAGAAGUGUCGUUGCGAGGGAACAAUUGUAGACUGUUCUAACCAAAAACUCACCCGAUUACCCAGUCACCUUCCUGAAUAUACUACUGAUCUGCGUUUGAAUGACAAUGAUAUUUCUGUUUUGGAAGCUAUUGGACUCUUCAAGAAAUUGCCCAACCUCAGAAAAAUAAAUCUAAGCAACAAUAAGAUCAAGGAGAUCCGAGAAGGUGCAUUUGACGGAGCUUCAGGAGUGCAGGAACUGAUUCUGACAGAGAAUCAACUGGAAUCAGUGCACGGACGGAUGUUUAGAGGCCUCACAGGGCUGAAGACAUUGAUGCUGAGGAGCAACUCUAUCAGCUGUAUAAACAAUGACACCUUUGCUGGACUGAGCUCAGUGAGGCUUCUUUCUCUGUAUGACAAUCACAUCAGCACUAUCACCCCUGGAGCCUUCAGCACAUUAGUUUCUUUGUCUACAAUAAAUCUACUAGCUAAUGCUUAG